Molecule: messenger RNA, 199 nt
Organism: Sphaeroforma arctica JP610
Lineage: Eukaryota; Ichthyosporea; Ichthyophonida
Exons: 1
Source: RefSeq, a predicted model, not a curated record
AAAUCCAAGUGCAGCGAUUGGAAACUAGUCUCGAGGCACGCUCGGCGCAGCACGAGCACGAGGUGAAAGUAUUGAGAGCCGAUGUGUCGGACAAAAUCGUGAAAAUCGAGUCAUUGACUGAAGAAUUGGACGCCAAAAAAGCCGAAUUGGCCGAUUUCUCCAGUGCGCAACAGGAGGUCGCCAGUUUGCUGGCGGAGAG